AUGAUGAUGAACAUUAAUCUCUUACAAACCCUAAUCAUCACCCUUGUUGUCGCACUGAUCAUAGCCAUUUCAGAUGGUUCUUCUUCAUUAUCUGCAGCAGCAAACGACAUUGCAGGGUUCAAAACGCAAGAGGAAGCCGCAGCUGCUUAUUCAGACGACGACGUGAGAGCAAUGAGGCGAUUCCUUGUUGAGAAGAGCUACUAUUAUAACACGACGUUGUGCUACAAGUCUCCAAGAGUGUGUCGUUUAAAGAGCAGUGGAGGGCCCGAUUGCUGCAAGAACAAGUGUGUGAAUGUAAAGAGUGAUAAGAUGAACUGUGGGAAGUGUGGGAAUAAGUGUAAGUACGCUGAGAUUUGUUGUAAGGGACAGUGUGUGAAUGCUUCUUUUGACAGAAGAAACUGUGGAGGAUGCAAUAAGAAGUGCAACGACGGAGAGUUCUGCGUUUAUGGGAUGUGCAACUACGCAUAA
This is a messenger RNA of Prosopis cineraria, 468 nucleotides long. RefSeq names its product stigma-specific STIG1-like protein 1. The record is from RefSeq and is a predicted model, not a curated record. The transcript has a single exon. NCBI's taxonomy places the organism in Eukaryota, Viridiplantae, Streptophyta, Magnoliopsida, Fabales, Fabaceae. Bases 1 to 468 code for a protein of 155 amino acids.